AUGAGUACUUUGCAUAAUUACGUUGUACCAUCCUCGAGAAGUUUAUUAAACAUCUUGUUCAGAUCAAAUUAUUACCAUAACGAAAAGAUGUAUUCUUAUUCAACAGACGCGAAGAGCGAAGCUAAAAGAAUUGUAUGGAUGGACUUAGAAAUGACAGGUUUAGAUAUAAAUAAAGAUCAUAUCUUAGAAAUAGCAUGCCUAGUAACUGAUGCAAAUCUAAAUUUGAUAGCUACGGGUCCUAACAUAAUAAUACACCAACCUGAUGAAAUUCUUAGUAAUAUGAACGAUUGGUGCAUUGCUCAACAUGGCGAGACUGGAUUGACAGAAGCUAGUCGUAAAUCAAAUAUCACAGUGGCAAAUGCUGAGAAACAAAUUCUGAAAUUUGUUAAAUCUCAUGUUCCUGAAAAAAAAUGUCCUCUUGGGGGAAACAGUGUUUAUAUGGAUAGAUUGUUUUUAAGAAAAUAUAUGCCAGCUUUAGAUGCAUAUUUACAUUACAGAAUAAUUGAUGUAAGCACUAUAAAGGAACUAGCUAAACGUUGGUAUCAAAAAGAAUUUUCUAAAAUACCACAAAAAGAGUUUCAACAUAGAUGUUUGAAAGACAUUGAAGAAAGUAUAGCAGAAUUAAAGUAUUAUAAAGAAAAUAUAUUUAAGCAA
Messenger RNA from Brenthis ino (lesser marbled fritillary), 654 nucleotides. The record is from the annotation of a GenBank genome assembly. NCBI's taxonomy places the organism in Eukaryota, Metazoa, Arthropoda, Insecta, Lepidoptera, Nymphalidae.